CUCCACAUCCGGUUUGGCGUCACUCGCGGGGUAAUUAGCGAUUUCGCUGUUCUGUUUGCGCAAGGACCCCCCGUCGUGGAGAUGGUCUCUGCUCGCUCAGUGGCUGGAACGAACGCUCCGGUUUGUACAGCCGCAGCGCAAUAAGCCCUGUAGGGAAGAAAGACAACUUUAUGAUCGAUAUCGGCUGAUGUUCCCGAAACUCUUUUGGAGCGCAGGUAGCAUGAGCAGAGAGAGGGAGCUGGGACAGGCCAGGUGAGGGCGGGGCCUCUGAUCCACAGCUGCUUCCUGCCACGCCCACCUGGGUCGGAUCGGAUCGGAUCGGGUCGGAUCGGGUCGGGACAGAUCGGGAGGAAAGAUGGCGCGGCAUGCAAACCUCUACGUCAGCCCGCAUGACCUGGAGGCCACGCUGCAGAGCCCCCGGGAUGAGGAUGUGCUCCAUAACUCCUUCAGCCAGCUGAUCGAGGAGCAGAGCCACGGCCUGGAGGCCCUGGAGGCCCUGGAGAUGGAGGACCUGACCGAAGAGCAGAGAGAUCACCUGACCUACCUGCGGGGUCCUGCGGUGGAGGGGCGUGGCCAGCGCCGGGGGCGGGCCCGGGACCAGGAGGACGGCCGGGUGACAGACCCUCUCAUGGAGGCGCCCUGGUCCUCCGACACUCUGCGCGUGCUGUCCGCCAUGCCCAGCCGCACCAUUGGGCGCAGCCGCGGGGCGAUCAUCUCUCAGUACUAUAACCGCACCAUGCAGCUGCGUAGACGGCGGCAGACCCGCCCGGCCAUCCGCGACUUCUCCCUGCGCUCGGCGCGGCCCAGUAUCCGCGGGUACGGCGUGGAGAUGGACGUCAGCGAGGAGGAGAGUAAGAAGGAGCAGCUGGUGAAUAACUUGCAGAACCUGUCUCUGGGAGACCGCGUCAGCAUGCUCCGUGGCAUGCCUCUGAGCAUGGCUGAGAAGAACGAACUCAGGAAGAGGGCCUACAACUUCAAGGAGGGCCGCUCCAUCACCAGCCGCCAAAUCUCCUGCUUCAGCCGACUCAAGUAUUACUUCAUCAUCGCUCUGAGGCAGGGCUGGUACAGCUGGCUCUCCUUCCUGCACUCCCUGCAGCUGUGGCAGGUGGCGCUAAAGAGGGUCAGCGGCCGCUUCGGCACCGGCGUGCUCUCCUACUUCGACUUCCUCAAGACCCUGCUGCUCUUCAACAUCUUCCUCUUCCUCGUGUACGGCCUCUUCCUCCUCCUCCCGCAGGCCAUCCAUCGGCCCGGCCCCGAGGGCACCCAGGGCCCCUGCACCGAGGGCCCCUGCCCGUCCUUCACCGGCCUGGAGCUCCUGACCGGGGGGGGCUCCUUCGAAGACACAGUGAUGUACUACGGUCACUAUGCCAACCACACACUCACCACCGGCUGCCGGCCGGCCCACAAUGCAACGGGGCCCCAGCCGGCGUGCGCCCGACGCCUGCCCUACAACAUGCCCCUGGCUUACUUCUUCACCAUCGGAGUCAGCUUCUUCAUCACCUGCAUCAUCCUCGUCUACAGCAUGUCCAAGUCCUUUGGGAGAAGUUUCCACAUUAGCAAGUCUCACGGCUGUCUGGCGGCCAAGGUGUUCUCAUCCUGGGACUUUAAAGUCAUGAAGAGGAGCUCUGUCAGCCUGCAGGCCCAGAACAUCUGCACACAGCUAAAGGAGCUGCUGGGGGAGGUGCGGGGCAGGGCGGGCGGGCGGGCCCUGGGGGUGCGGGUCUCUCGCUGGGUGGUGCAGGCCCUGGCCUGGCUGAUGUGUGUGGGCAGCACGACGGCCUGCACCCUCGCCGUCUUCUACUUCUCCCAGUACAUGCACCAGGACCAGAAGACACGGGCGCACUCCUCCCUCCUCCACAGGACCCAGGAGCAGGAGGCCAGCCUGCUGGCCCUCCCUGUGGUGGUGUCCUCCUUCAACCUGCUCCUGCCCGGCUUCUACAACACCGUGGGCUGGAUGGAGGAGUACGACUCGCCCAGUGUGCGCGCCUACAUUGCCAUCUUCAGGAACCUCCUGCUGAAAGUGAGUCUGCUGGCGGUCCUGUGCUACCAUUGGCUGGGGAGGAUUGCACAAGACCCAAAGGUCCUCGGCUUGCAGUGCUGGGAGAGCUUCGUGGGGCAGGAGCUGUACCGCUUCCUCCUGAUGGACUUCAUCUUCACCCUCCUGGACACCUUCUUCGGAGAGUUCCUCUGGAAGUUGUUCUCUCAGAAAGUGUUGAAGAGGAAGAGGAAGCCGGAGUUUGACAUCGCUCGCAAUGUCCUGGAGCUCAUCUAUGGACAGACUCUGGCCUGGCUGGGCGUGCUGUUCUCCCCCUUACUGCCCGCAGUGCAGAUUGUGAAGCUGCUGCUGCUGUUCUACAUUAAAAAGGCCAGUCUGAUGCUGAACUGGCAGGCUCUGUGCAGGGCGUGUGUAUUGUGUGUGAAUAGGGUGUAUAGUGUGUGUAUAGUGUUUAUAGUGUCUGUAUAGUGUGUGUGUGUGUAGUGUUUAUAGUGUGUGUAUAGUGUGUGUAUAGUGUGUUCAUAGUGUAUAAUGUGUGCAUAGUGUGUAUAGUGUUUAUAGUGUGUGUAUGGGGUGUAUAGUGUGUGUGUAUAGUGUGUCUAUAGUGUGUUCAUAGUGUAUAAUGUGUGCAUAUAGGGUGUGUAUAGUGUGUGUAUAGUGUUUAUAGUGUGUAUAUAGGGUUUAUAGUGUGAAUCAUGUGUAUAGGAUGUUUAUAGUGUGUAUAGGGUGUGAAUAGUGUGUUCAUAGUGUAUAAUGUGUGCAUAUAGUGUGUGCAUAGUGUGUGAAUAGGGCGUGUAUAGUGUGUGUAUGUAUAGUGUGUGCAUAGUGUGUGAAUAGGGUGUGCAUAGUGUGUGAAUAGGGCGUGUAUAGUGUGUGUAUAGGGUGUGUAUAGUGUGUGUAUAGUGUGUGAAUAAUGUGUGAAUAGUGUGUGCAUAGUGUGUGUAUAGUGUGUGAAUAGGGCGUGUAUAGUGUGUGUAUAGGUUGUAUAGUGUGUAAAUGUGUGUAUAGGGUGUAUAACUCUAUGAUG
Messenger RNA from Conger conger (European conger), 3023 nucleotides. Its product is annotated as transmembrane channel-like protein 6. Gene Ontology annotation, cellular component: plasma membrane. Bases 356 to 2464 code for a protein of 702 amino acids. Gene Ontology annotation, molecular function: mechanosensitive monoatomic ion channel activity. The record is from RefSeq and is a predicted model, not a curated record. The transcript has 17 exons. Lineage: Eukaryota; Metazoa; Chordata; Actinopteri; Anguilliformes; Congridae.